UCUCUCUCGGUCUCUCUCUCUCCCAUUUCUCAAUAACGCUCUGAGGAAGAAGAUUGUUGAACAGACCCCAAUAAUCGGCGUUGUUUGCGCUUGUGUGCGCUGAAAUCAAAAUCAAGCCAGCUCGGUUUCGGUGCUGGAUCAGUUCCUGAUCUUGGGUGACUUUCGGUUUCUAGGGUUUCCUGAAAGAUCAAUUUUGAAUUUAUUGGGGGAAUUCUAGAGCGGAGAGAUAUGAGCUUUGAAGAUCUCGAAUCUGGUCGGCCAUUGGCUUCAAGACGAGGGCACAUCAAUGGAAAGCAAGACCCCACGCAAGCUGUUGCCUCAGGUGUGUUUCAGAUCAACACCGCCGUUUCGACGUUCCAACGCCUCGUUAACACCCUCGGAACACCCAAAGACACACCCGAGCUCCGGGAGAAGCUGCACAAGACAAGGCUACAUAUUGGACAGUUGGUGAAGGAUACUUCUGCUAAACUUAAACAAGCUAGUGAAAUAGAUCAGCAUGGUGAAGUUAGUGCUAGCAAGAAGGUAGCUGAUGCUAAGCUUGCAAAAGAUUUCCAGGCUGUUCUAAAAGAAUUUCAGAAGGCGCAAAGGCUUGCAGCUGAGAGGGAAACAGCAUAUGCCCCAUUUGUUCCCCAAGCAGUUCUUCCAUCCAGCUAUACUGAAAGUGAGAUAGAUGUAAGUUCGGAUAAGAAUCCAGAACAGCGUGCUCUUCUUGCAGAAACUAGAAGACAGGAGGUGUUACUACUGGACAAUGAGAUUGUCUUCAAUGAAGCCAUCAUCGAGGAAAGAGAGCAAGGGAUAAAAGAAGUCCAGCAGCAAAUUGGUGAGGUGAACGAAAUUUUUAAAGAUCUAGCCGUGCUGGUUCAUGAUCAAGGAGUUAUAAUUGAGGAAAUAGACAGCAACAUUGAGGGCUCCUAUGCUGCUACUGUACAGGCAAAAUCCCAACUUGCAAAAGCAUCCAAGACCCAAAAAUCAAAUUCAUCUCUGACCUGCUUGCUGUUGGUGAUAUUUGGGAUCGUUUUGCUCAUUGUAAUCGUAGUCCUUGCAGCUUAAGUUGCAAAUUUGCUCUCCAAGUUGACGGUAUUGUUUGUGCCACAUGGUCUGAUGUCUCUACUAAUUCCAUGAUGAUGAUGUUCUACUGGAGAUCCUGGCUGACAGGAUUUACUUGGUAUUUAAACUCGCUCUUUGGGUGUGUAUAACCUUCAAUUUAGUUGCCCUUGUUUGGGGCUUUGGGUUUUCAUCACUCUUUUCCCUUUUGAGUAAGUUGGUGUUUGAAGGGUUUUUUUUUUACAUGGCAGUAUAUUGUGUAAUGAUCCGUCUAUUAUCAAUAAAUUUGAAAUUCUUUUGCUCCGCUGU
Messenger RNA from Telopea speciosissima, 1353 nucleotides. Its product is annotated as syntaxin-22-like. Gene Ontology annotation, biological process: vesicle-mediated transport; vesicle fusion; intracellular protein transport. Gene Ontology annotation, molecular function: SNAP receptor activity; SNARE binding. The transcript has 7 exons. Bases 229 to 1050 code for a protein of 273 amino acids. NCBI's taxonomy places the organism in Eukaryota, Viridiplantae, Streptophyta, Magnoliopsida, Proteales, Proteaceae. Gene Ontology annotation, cellular component: endomembrane system; membrane; SNARE complex. The record is from RefSeq and is a predicted model, not a curated record.